AUGAGCACCGGCGGGAGUUUUUUUUGGGCGCGAAAUCGCCGUGAAAAGCUCAAGUUGAAGGGAAUAGUCGUGGCUUUCGCUUGGAUUUCGGUCGGCGAUGCUCAAUUGAAGGACUUCACCGACCUCUGCUCUUCGCUCGGAUGGAAUUCUCUUGUUUGCCGCGCCGAUUAUCUUAAUCCAUUCAUCCCCGAGAGAGCUACAUCACUUGCCUUUUCUGUCAUCGGUGAGCUUAUCAAGGAGCUUAGAUGUGGAUUAUGUCCUGUAGUUCUCGUAUCCUUUUCUGGUGGUUCUAAAGCGUGCAUGUAUAAGGUUCUCCAGAUCAUUGAAGGAUGUUCGGAUUUGGAGCUCUGUCUGGAGGACAAUAGGUUACUUGCCAGUUGCAUCGCAGGACAGAUUUAUGAUUCUGAUCCUAUAGACUUUACUUCUGAUUUGGGUGCCCGGUUUGCCCUGCACCGCUCUAUCGUCAAAUUGCCGGGAUCAUCAAAGCUGGUUUCGUUGUUUGCAAAAGGGGUCACCUCAAGCUUGGAUGCUCUAUUUAUCACCAGAUUUGGAUCCCAACGUGCAGAUUACUGGCAGACCCUUUAUUCCUCGGUUGGUUUGGGAGCCCCGUUUCUUAUUUUAUGUUCAGAAAAUGAUGAGGUGGCUCCACGCUCAACCCUGACCAAAUUUGCUCAGCAUUUACAGGAUAUAGGCGGUUAUGUAAAAGUUGUGACGUGCAGUGCAGGUCAUAUCAAGCAUCAUUCAAUACAGUAUACAGCUGCUAUAACUGAGUUUCUUGAGCAGUCAACUUCAUUUUUCUCCGAGAAAUUACGGAGUAUGGGGGAAAAGUCAUGCAUGGACGGCAUGCAUGAUGAAAUUUCUGAUUUGAUAUGUGAUCUCCAGAAUGCGGCAGUUGACUCGAAUCAGAGCUUCAGAAGAGUGGCGGUCGGGCCAAACGAUCACUUUUUCCUGCCAAGCUCAUCAUAUUACCAUAACGAUGGGAAAGAAUUCGGCUCUAUACAACAAGAAAGAAAAGAAAGGUCACCUAAUCAUUCAAGACCUCCUUGUAUGAGUGCAAAUAGUAUCCUCGGCCAAGCGCUUUUUGAUGCAUGUGUUCCGAAAAAUGUGGAGGGUUGGGAUAUUAAGUUCUCCGGGUCAUUGAACGGGGAGCCGUUUGCUUCUGUUCGCAAGAGGUCACCUUUUAGAGGUAUUAAGCUUAAAUCAAGAUUAUGA
Molecule: messenger RNA, 1212 nt
Organism: Striga hermonthica
Lineage: Eukaryota; Viridiplantae; Streptophyta; Magnoliopsida; Lamiales; Orobanchaceae
Source: the annotation of a GenBank genome assembly